This is a messenger RNA of Meleagris gallopavo (turkey), 4699 nucleotides long. It is a transcript of the gene BTBD17, whose product is annotated as BTB domain containing 17. The record is from RefSeq and is a predicted model, not a curated record. Gene Ontology annotation, molecular function: protein binding. Lineage: Eukaryota; Metazoa; Chordata; Aves; Galliformes; Phasianidae.
UCAGCGCCCCCCAACUGCCGAGCUCGGCCAAGCCCCGACGGCUCCGGGACCAACGGAGCAUCGCGACCCCCGCGCCAAGCUCCACCCGAGCUCCCGCUCAGCGCCUGCCCCCAGCUCCCCGCAAUGCCUGGGGUUGGGCCGGGAGGGGGGACAAUAGGGGGGUCCCCAUACUUCCCUCCCUGAGAACCUUGGGGGCUUUGGCCCUUUUUCCCAGCAUGGACCCGAGCAGACCCCAACCCCCGGGGCUGUGUGGGAGAGAAGAGUGAUGCUAAUUAACUGAAAAUUAGAUCUGGCUAAUCAGCGAACCCAGUCUCUUUGUGCCCCCCGGGAAACGGGCAUCGAUCGGCUGCUGCAGGAUCAUAUUAACCCUUCCCUAGCCCUGAGCCCUUUACUCUGCAGAAAGGGGCUGUGCCUGCUAGGAGGGGUCCGGUCCGGGUCCUUCGCCCCCCUCCUCUACCCGAGGUCCCACUCCUGUGCCCGGUGGGCUCUCACCUUGGUGGCUUUCGUGCCACCUUCUGGGCGUGCGGUGCCACCUUCAGUGCGUGUCUGUUCCCGCUGAUAGCCGCAGCAUGGCACAGCCCCUGGGGUGCGUGGAGACGCGGGGCGGAGGGAGAGCGGCGUGGGCAGAGCCGCGAGAUGGGAUGGCUCCGAGCUUCGCUGCUGCCCCCGAGCCGCGGAUGGGGGCCCCUGGGGAGGCUGAGCUUCGGGGACAGAGCUCAUCCCCACCCCAGCAUGACAGGGACGGUGCUCUGGGUGCAGCUUGCUCCCAUGUCACCAUGCAGGUGCACAGAGUUUUGCUCACCUAGAGGCUCAGGGGAACACAGGGGCUGACACUUUGCUGUCCCUCCCGCAGCACAGGCUCCUUCCUUGCCUCCAGGACAGAUGGACACAACCUCAUCUGAGCCAGGUCUGGUGUUAUCUGAGUGUGUACGUGCAUGUGUGUGUAUUCACACGUGUGUAUCUGUGCCCAUGUGUGUACUACUCCAGUCCCCUCCCUCCUGGAGGCCAUGCUGCAGGGAAUGUCUGCUUGUGCCUCAGUUUCCCCAGCAGCACAGGGAUGUAGGAGCUGCCGGUGGGGACACUGAUGUCCCCUGCUUGCAGGAGCUGCCUGGCACAGGUCUGCAGUUCACAGAGCCAGUGCAGCAGCUUCUCCAUCCCAUGAGGUUUAGAGGCUGAACACAGCCUGUGCUGCCCUGCCCUGUGUCCAACUGAAGGGUGACAGCCCCUGGCCAGGCACAGUGGGGGCCCUGCAGGACGGAGCCAUGCUGGCACAGUGCUGCCAGGCACACGCUCCCGGCAAGCUGUUGUUUUGCAGGCAGGUGGUUAAAUGAGGCAGCAGCAGAUGUGGUGAGCCAUUAACAGGCUGUGCCGCUGUGAGGGCCCCUCGGCCCACAUGGCUCUUGCUCCCCAUUGCAGCAGGAAAGUGCACUUGUACUGUUUGCUCUGUUUGUGCUGUGCCUUGGGUCACCCACCUUGCUAGGCUGCAGAGCUGCUGGCUGGGCACAUCCAAGGGGCCAGGUGCUCUGUAUCCCGUCCCCUUCUGUCCCUGCUGCCCCCCACGAGGGUCUGGGGAGGGCUGGGAGCGCAGCACGCAGCUGAUGGGCAGCUCAUCUUCCAUCCCACCUCAGUGGAGCAGAGCCAGACGGGCAGCCUACCCUUGAGCUGCAGCCACAUCUGCCCACACUCAACAUCUGGAGACCCCAUUUAAUCCCACGCUCCUCUUUCACCCCCCGGCACCAGGCUGUGCUCAAGGAUGGAGCUCCUUAUCCCCCAUCCCCAUCCUCCUCCAGACACUCUGGAUUUGGCCCCUGUCCUCAAGUGCCCUCCCCGGCAUGAGAACACCCCCGGCUGUGGUGGCACCGUGCCGGGGCCGGGCACUCUGACGCAAAAGGGGCAGAUGGGCUGAGCACCCCCUGCUUGGCCACAGCCUCCCUAUCCUGCGGAGAGUCCCGGCCAACGCCACAGCCAUCCUGCCCUGCUGCACGCACUCCUGGCCUUUGUGCCCAUGCACUCCCUGUUCUCACAGAUCUUUCUUGCACCGAGCCGCCGGGUGCCACGCUGCCAGCAGUGGGGCUGGGAGCGAGCGUGAAAUGCUCGGCAGCCUCGUUGAAUUUGUGCUUCACUUAGCAGCUUAACACCAAAGCUGCAAUAACUCUGAUGCCAGCGCUAAUCCCAUCAGCUCAGACAGCUACUCGAUAACAGGGAACUGGCUAAUAUUCCCCUGUGUGGCUCCAGCCCGAGCAGGGCACGCCACUGCCACACACUGAAGGUCACAGCAUUGUUCGAUGUUGUCUCCUGGAGGGGUGGCCCAGCUGCCUAACAGACAGACUGAAAUCCCAUUCCUAUCUCAUUCUAUCCUCACCAUCCCACCUCUAUCCCUAUCUUCAUCUCAUUUCUGGUGCCCUGUGCCACUGCAAAGCCCUGCACGAGCCGUCGGGGUGGGCGAGGGGCCAGUGAGGGCCGGCACCGAGCACUCGUGCAGCGCACGCAGUGUCUUGGCUGCAAAGGCUGGGAAAAGGGCAGGCAGUUCCUGCCGGCAGCCCGAUGCCAUGGUGAUGGGAGGGCGAGGGCUGCCGCCGCCAUGAAUACCCAUGAGGUGGGGGAGCCGGGAGGCUGCACGCACUGUGCCCUGAAUGCAAAAGCCCCAGUGCGUCCCCGCAGCACAAAGAGCCGUGGCUGCGCACGGGGCCGGCGCGGUCCGACGGCAGCGAGCGGCAGCGACCCCACAUUGUGCCCGGGGCUCGCUGGAGCACGACGCCCUGGGACGUGGGGCUGGGGGCCGGGGUGGGAUGGGAUGGAUCGGGGCUGGAAGCCGUUCCCUUGGUAACGGCGGGUCCCAGUUUCCACCAAUCGAUGUGGCGGUGCGGGCUGGGGGGGCUCGUGGCCUACAUAAGCGCCCGUCGGGCACCGCGCGCCCCGGCAGAUGCGAAACGAUGGCGAGGCUGACGGGCACCCGGCCCCCAGCUGCCCGCCGCUGGGGCUGCGCUGCCACCGCUUUCCUCCUCCUCCUCCUCACCGUGCAAGCUGCCCAGAAAGCUGACCUUGGCGGCGAUGCCACUGCGGCCACCAUCAACCACUCACUGACGCUGCUGCAGAGGCUGCAGGAGCUGCUGCAGAAUGGCAACAGCAGCGACUCGGUGCUGCGGGUGCGCACGGCCGCCUCUGAUGAGGCCAAGGUCUUCCACACCCACCAGCUGCUGCUCAGCCUCCAGAGUGAGGUCUUCGAGGGGCUCCUGCGCAAUCAGAGUGUUGUCACCCUGCAUGAGCCGCCUGAAACUGCUGCGCUCUUUGAGAAGUUCAUCAGGUACCUGUACUGUGGAGGGGUGUCCCUCCUACUGCACCAAGCCAUUCCCCUGCACCAGCUGGCCAGCAAGUACCGGGUGGGGCUGCAGCGUGGCGUGGCCGACUACAUGAGGAGCCACCUGGCCAGCGAGUCGAGCCAGGGCCACGUGGUGGGCUGGUACCACUACGCUGCACGCAUCGGGGACACGGCGCUGCAGGAGAGCUGCCUGCAGUUCCUGGCCUGGAACCUGUCGUCCGUGCUCGGCAGCGCCGAGUGGGCUUCGGUCAGCGUGGAGCUGCUGCUGCUGCUGCUGGAGCGCUCCGACCUGGUGCUGCACAGCGAGCUGGAGCUCUACACCGCUGUGGAGGCCUGGCUGGCCCGGCGGCAGCCCGAGGACGCUGUGGCUGAGCGGGUGCUGCGUGCCAUCCGUUACCCCAUGAUCGCACCCAGCCAGCUGUUCCGGCUGCAGACGCAGUCAGUGGUGCUGGUGCGGCACUACAGCGCGGUGCAGGACCUGCUCUUCCAGGCCUUCCAGUUCCACGCCGCGUCCCCUCUGCACUUUGCCAAGUACUUCGACGUCAACUGCAGCAUGUUUCUGCCCCGCAACUACCUCGCACCCAGCUGGGGCUCCCAGUGGGUCAUCAACAACCCGGCACGGGAUGACCGCAGCACCAGCUUCCAGACCCAGCUUGGGCCCAGCAGCCACGACUCCGGCAAGCGGGUGACCUGGAACGUGCUCUUCUCUCCACGCUGGCUGCCCGUCAGCCUGCGCCCCGUCUACUCAGACUCGGUGUCCAGCGCCAUCCAACCGGUGCGCAUCGAGGACGGCCGCCCGCGCCUCGUUGUCACCCCGGCCACCAGCAGCCCCGACUUUGCUGGUGUCAGCUUCCAGAAGACGGUGCUGGUGGGUGUGCGGCAGCAGGGCCGCAUCUUUGUUAAGCAUGCCUACAGCUUCCACCAGAGCUCGGAUGAGACGGCUGACUUCCUUGCCCACGCCGACCUGCAGAAGCGCACCUCCGAGUACCUCAUCGACAACGCCCUGCACCUGCACAUCAUCAUCAAGCCUGUCUACCACUCCCUCAUCAAGGUGAAGAAGUAGUGGAGCUGUGGGCACGGGGCUCUGCCUCUUUGUCCCCUCUCUGUAGGUAGAUGGGGCCCCUCCGCUGCUUGCCUCUUCCUGCUGUCCCCACUGCCAUCCCUGGGUGCCUGCGGGGAGCACAGCGAAUGUGCAACCACGUGGCAUGGGGACACAGGGACGGCCCCUGCAGUGCCACCUCUGCACCGACGUGGCUGGAGCUUGGGGUGUGGUGGGAUGGGGGUCCAGCUGCCUCCCCCAGCAGAGGACACUUGUGGAGCACGGCGCCUUGUUCCUGCCUGGGUGUCUUUCACCUCCUUCCUAAUAAAAGCAGAAAAUGA